CAGCACAGAGAGGUGAUGUCAUGCACUAGGAGUGGUACUGCUGCCGAUGCUGCUGAGCUCCUGUAUCCGAGGAGCACCCGACACAGAGAGAAAGCAAGAGAGAGAGAGAGAGAGGGAGGAAGAGAGAGGAAUAAGCACCACAUUUCCAAGGAGAGGGGGAAACAGCAGAGAAAGUGCAUCAUACUGAGUGAGGAACGAGAACUGACAGAAUGACACUGACAGCCUACCUAGACAAGCUAAAGGAGCUCCCUCUGGUGUCACGCUUCUGUUCCUGCAUCAACUCCAUCCCUGUAGACCAGUCAGUCUACAAGGCCGAAGAUGCAGUGGAUCUCAACUGGUGCGAGAUCAAAGACGUAGAGGUUAUCGAGCUGAACAAGCGAGCAUCUGGUCAGGCUUUUGAGGUGAUCCUGAAACCCCCAUCGUUUGACGGCGUACCCGAGCUGAAUACCUCCAUGCCCCAUCGCAGGGACCCCUCACUUGAGGAGAUCCAGAAAAAGCUGGAGGCUGCAGAGGAGAGACGAAAGUGCCAGGAAGCAGAGCUCCUGAAACACCUUGCGGAGAAGAGAGAGCACGAGAGGGAAGUCAUCCAGAAAGCCUUUGAGGAGAACAACAACUUCAUCAAGAACGCAAAAGAGAAGCUGGAGCAGAAAAUGGAGGCCAACAAGGAAAACCGGGAGGCCCUGCUGGCAGCCAUGCUGGAGAGGCUUCAGGAAAAGGACAAGCACGCAGAAGAAGUGAGGAAAAAUAAGGAGCUGAAGGAGGAGGCCUGCCGGUAGAGGAGGAGAUGGCGGAGGAGGACUGCUUUGGCUAGUCAAAGAAAAAAAACAAGAAAAAAGCAGCCAUGGCGAUGGAAAGCAGGAGAAUGAAGAAGGAAAGAAGUAAUGGAGGCUCAUAGUGGACAUUGCUAAUGACAAUUUGAAUCACACUAAAUCUUUUUUUGUGCGGUUUAACAAUGUCAAAACUAAAAAAUGUCAUGAAAAAAAGAUCAAAAGAUGUGUUUUUUUGUCUAGAUGGUAAUGCAAGGUGCACCAAUGUUCUAGUGUUCAAGUCUGGACGGCAGAGAAAAUGGAUAAUUGGUACAAACCGAGCUGAUGGUGUAGGGAACAGAUGGAAACCAAGUUAUAAUGGAAAGACACUUACACCAACAACUAAGAUCAGUAAGAUGGAGAGGUUAACAGUUAGAUAUCACAUUUCACAGCUCAAAAGCUUCUUUUUCUUGCCAAUGUAUGAAGACUAGCAAAGUAAGCUAUGCAUGUUUAAUCACAGAUCUUUAAUGGAGACAGAACACAAGUCAAUAAAACGAGUCAAUAAUACAGGAUUCCCUCACAUUGCAUUAGAUCUGUUGCUCAUGAUGAUGCAGUUUAUGUUGACAUGAUGAUUAUUAUGAAGCUCAUAACUAUUAGCCUGUUCAUGAUUUAAUGCCUGGAUCCAACUAAUGCUAAUCUAAGCACAAUACAAAAGCACAUAGCCUUCUUUGCAUCAAGCCUGGAUGAUAUUUAUAAACAGGUCACGCCGGAUGAAGAAAGAGAUGGGAGAAAUAAAAACGCGCUUAUGUGUAAAAUAAAGCGCCAGUUUAAGAAGCUGCCUCAGUAUUACUUGGAAAUGGUGCACUUUGUUUUGGCAUGAAAUUGUGUUUUUUCCUUUGCGUAAACUGUGGUCAUUCCUUGUACCUGUAAACUGCAAAAAGACUGAAGAGGACUUUGUAUUUGUGUUAAAAAAAAAGACAUUCAGUGAUGAGAAUUGAUGUGAAUUGUUGAGGAGGCAUAUGUAUAUAAUGGACCCCACUUGCUGCCUAUGUUUGUGGUUGCCCUAAACUCUGUUUUGACAUGGUCAGUAAAAGCUUCUCUUGACUAAACGA
This is a messenger RNA of Pygocentrus nattereri (red-bellied piranha), 1858 nucleotides long. It is a transcript of the gene stmn4, whose product is annotated as stathmin-like 4. The record is from RefSeq and is a predicted model, not a curated record. Gene Ontology annotation, molecular function: tubulin binding. The coding region runs from base 210 to 776 and encodes 188 amino acids. Gene Ontology annotation, cellular component: cytoplasm; neuron projection. Lineage: Eukaryota; Metazoa; Chordata; Actinopteri; Characiformes; Serrasalmidae. The transcript is spliced from 6 exons. Gene Ontology annotation, biological process: neuron projection development; regulation of microtubule polymerization or depolymerization; microtubule depolymerization.